UACGAAUCAACGAAAUUCGCGGCAGAGGAGUUCAGGAAUCGACAGUCGACAUUUAGGUUAUUACCAUAUGAAAAUCGUCUGAUAAUUCCAUCAUUUGAUAUUCAGAAAAGGUUUGGUAAUGUUCUGUCGGAAUUUAUCUAUCAGCGAUUCUUCGAAAAGGAAUACACGAAAGAAGGUCUUUUGAAUGGUAUCACUGAGGCGCAGAAUAACGAGAAAACUGUUUGGUGGGGUUGUUGCGGCUUUGGAGAUGUCACCUUCGGCCACUUUUUCUGCGGCACGAAGUUGUUGUAUACCAUUGAUCCGGGCUGUGCGUGUACAGCCUCGCUCAUCGAUUUGACGGAUAAAAUUACGAAUACCGGAAUUGACCGCAAUCAGUUGCGAUCUGAAUGCAGUAUCGGGAUCGAAUGA
Molecule: messenger RNA, 408 nt
Organism: Anisakis simplex (herring worm)
Lineage: Eukaryota; Metazoa; Nematoda; Chromadorea; Rhabditida; Anisakidae
Source: the annotation of a GenBank genome assembly